Messenger RNA from Cuscuta epithymum, 1359 nucleotides. The record is from the annotation of a GenBank genome assembly. Lineage: Eukaryota; Viridiplantae; Streptophyta; Magnoliopsida; Solanales; Convolvulaceae.
CGCCAAUAAACCUAGCAUUUAGGUAUCGGCGUUUCGAUUUUCCAUCGUAAUAUUCCUACGAUACCCUUGUUGCGUUUCUUUCUCGCGGCUUCUGAUCUUACUCGCACAGUCAUACUUGCAGGCUUCACUCCUCCGAGAGCUACGAUUUUCCUUCCUCCAAGAUGGAUCUCGCUCGAAAAAGAUUUCUAAAUGAUAGUCAAGGAAGUCGAAAUAAGAACGCUGAAAGUUAACGAAGUGCAACUAUAGGUAGAGUUAGUUGGACAAAAGAGUUAGUACACCUCCUCUGUGACCUCUGCAUGCAAAAUGUUGAAAGGAAUAAGGGGAAAAGUGGUGGAGUAACUGGUCAAAGGUUGGCAUGGAAGAAAGUACAAGCUGAAUUUGUCAAACAUACAAACCUUCAUUGGGAUAAAGAUAAACUUAAGCAUAAGGUGGAUUGGAUGAGACAUAGGUGGGGUCUUUGGAAACUAUUGAAAGGAAAGGAGACGGGAUUGGGGUGGGAUCCUGUAAAAGGAACCAUUGAUGCCUCUGAUGAGUGGUGGAAUUUCAAGAUUAAGGAGAAUUCUGCAUUAAAGCCAUUUCGCGAAGAAGGGAUUGAACCUGAACUUGAAUCUAAGAUGGAUCAAAUGUUUGGUUUUUAUGCCCAAGGUGCAUUAAAAUACACUCCGGUGUGUGAUCUCACAGAAGAGGAUAUGCAAAUUGAAGAUGAUAAUGUGUAUGUUCCUUCACCACCUUGUAGUGGUACUCCACGCAAUCAGCUUGAUGACAUAGAUGCUUCAUAUGGUGGUAGUAGUUCUAAUACUCGUGAAGCAUGGGAUGAUGUAUGGAGAGACGAUAGCCCCCCUCAUUUCUCUCCUAUUGGUACACAAAUGGAAACAGAUGAAAGAAGGAGCAAUAAGAGAGUUGCAGUGAGUGAUGCACCACAAUCUAAUAAGAGUGCACGGGUUGAAACCACAAAGAGAGCAGGUAAAACUAAAUCAUUGGGUGACAAACUUGAUAACAUGAUGCAGCUCAUUGGAGAAAGGAACAAUACAUCUAAGGGAGUGCAUAUGUCAAUGAUGAACGUCAUGGACUCAAUGGUCACACCAAAGAAUGGAGAAAUUAUUGAAGCACUAGCAAAAAUAUGUGCUUUGCCAGAUUUAGAUCCAAGCACACCUGAAUUUUAUUUUGCUUGCACGAUGAUUGAGGAUCCACAAAAAAGAUGCAUUCUCCUAGGGUUACCAAAUGACCAGAUGAGAGUUGAAUACAUCAAGUUUGUAUAUGCUGAGCAGAAGAAGAGUUAAAAAGACAUCACUAUGUUAGCAUUACGUUUAAUUUUUAUCUCUUUUAAACUUAAUUAUGAAAUUAUGUUAUGGAUUGUCA